CGAACCGCGGGCGGGGGGCGCAGGCGCGGCCGGGGAAUGGCGGAGGCCGCGGGCGAGCCGCCCGGCGUGCGGGCCCCGGCGCGGCGCUGAGCCAGCGGGCCCAUGGCGGCCUCCGAGCCGGGCCCCGAGGCGGGCGGCGGCCCGGGGGGCAGCGUGGAGAUCGACCCGGACUUCGCGCCGCAGAGCCGGCCCCGCUCCUGCACCUGGCCCCUGCCCCGGCCCGAGCUCUCGGCGGCGCAGCAGGAGGCGGCGGGCGGCCCGGCGGCGGCGGCGGCGGAGGAGGGGGCCGGCGGGGCGGCGGCGGCGGCGGGGCCCGGGCGGGCCGAGGGGCCGCGGGGGCCCGGCGGGGCGGCGGCGGCGCGGAAGGGCGGCUCCCGGCGGAACGCCUGGGGGAACCAGUCCUACGCCGAGCUGAUCAGCCAGGCCAUCGAGAGCGCCCCGGAGAAGCGGCUGACGCUGGCGCAGAUCUACGAGUGGAUGGUUCGCUUCGUGCCCUACUUCAAGGACAAGGGCGACAGCAACAGCUCGGCCGGCUGGAAGAACUCUAUUAGGCACAACUUAUCCCUGCACAGCAAGUUCAUUAAAGUGCAUAAUGAAGCUACAGGGAAGAGUUCUUGGUGGAUGCUCAAUCCUGAAGGUGGUAAAAGUGGGAAAGCACCAAGGAGGAGAGCUGCCUCCAUGGACAACAGCAGCAAACUGGCAAAAGUCAGAGGUAAAGCAUCCAAAAAGAAGGCCUCACUCCAAGCAGCUCCGGAAGCUACUGCCGACAGCCCUGGCUCCCAGUUCCCCAAAUGGCCUGGGAGCCCAUCAUCAAGGAAUAAUGAGGACUCCGAUGUGUGGACCAGUUUCCGGCCUCGAACCAGUUCCAAUGCGAGUACCACUAGUGCCAGGCUGUCUCCUAUCAUGCCUGAGCAGGAUGACCUCCCAGAUGAAAAGCUUCUCCCUUCUCUAGUGUACUCCAGUGCAUCCAGCAACGUCCCACCGACCGUGGCUGAGGAGCUUGAACUCCUUGAUGGGUUAAACCUGAUGUCACCCAGUUCAUCUAUGCUGCCCACCCAGCAGUCUGCCUCAAGUGGCUCAGUCCAGAGAGAUUCCAGCUUCUCUUUGAGGACCCAGAAUUCAGCUGGUCAGACCUCUACUUUUGGCACCUCUCUGUUUAACCCUGUUGAUAUCUCGCUGCAGAGUUCUGUUAACCGUUUCUCUGGCCCUCAGACCCUUGAAGCUCUCCUGACGUCAAGCUCUCCACCUCCCAGCGAUGUGAUGAUGACUCAGGUGGAUCCGAUACUCCCUCAAACUGGAAGCAGGCUAAACAGCCAGACUUUUCUGCUUCUAGGUGGACAAAUCACCCAGAAUAAAACAAGCCCAGUCAACCCACGAGAAAAACCUUUGGAGCAGCAGUCAGAGUCAAUAAGUGUCAGUGCUUUGCCAUCUAUGCUUUCUGCGGUGGCAUCUCCUCAAAACACAGCCAGCAUGCCCACUCUGAAGGCCCCAGUCCCAGCACCAACGGCCCAAGCAGUCCAUCUGGGCACCCAGUCACUUCUCUCUUCUGUUAGCUCUGCCCCCUUUGGAGUGAACCAGGACAGGCUGCCCACUGACCUGGACGUUGACAUGUACAUGGAGAACCUUGAAUGUGAUGUGGAUUACAUAAUCAACAGUGACCUCAUGGAUGGAGAAGGACUGGAUUUCAACUUUGAACCCAUUCUGUCUACUCCCAGCUACCCCAACACCUCCCAGGCCUCCAACCAUACUUGGGUACCAAGUUAACUUCAGGAAUACAAAAAGUGUCCUUCAGGUUUCUGAAUGUUGGGUCCUGACUUCGCUUCCCACCCCUGGCAGAGUCUGAAAAAACAGAGCGCACUGGACACAGCUUCUCUGCACACCAUGCCUGGGGCAGACAGAACUGCCCACCUGGGAGGAAGGGGGCAAAUCUGUGCCUGGUUGCAAUAGGAAGAGUUUUGAAAAAAAUCCUGUUGUGUGCUGCGUCUCUUCCUAAAAAUCCUGACCUGCCAUGGAUCUUCUGCAGAAGCCCCGGGGCUGUGCACAUUUGAAGAGGAGCUCUGGUGAAAAUCCCCAAGCUUGGCCAAAGGCUGUUAUGCCAGACAACAGCGUUAUCCCACACAAAGGGUGCAUGUGUUGGAGGCUGCCAUAUCUCUGCCAUAGCAGCAGUUCGCCCAAUGUCUCGGGCUGUCAGAAGGGGCCUAUUCUGUCCCCACCUUGCCCUCUGGGAUGGAGUAGCUGGGCCUCUUCCUUCAGCCACCAGCCUUGUGCUUGUACUCCACAGACUUUUAGAAGAAUUGGAAGGAGCCUCUUGGCAGAAGCCUGGUAGGAAUAGGGUAGGGUGUCAGAUGGAUUGGUUUCAAAGUACCCCACCAUUCUGCACCCAUCUGAAGGGUUGGGCGGGUGGCAGCCAGGGAGGCUUCCCUUUGUUCACCUAGGCAGAAGAGGAGGACAUACAGUUUAAUUUCACUGUGCCAAGUGGGCCCGUUGAAUGCGUAGCAUGUUCUAGAGAAGUCCUGUGCUGUUCUAAGCACUUUCCUGAUACAGCAGGCUGCUGGAAAGUAGACACAGGUGCUGAUUGCUGUUGCUGGGACUCCAAAACAUCUUUGGGAGUUUGUUUCUGGGCUGUCUUGGUACAGCAGAGAAAGGGGAAGCCUGGGUGUGGCCUUAACAGAGCCCUGGUUGCUUUUCAGAAGGGCAUUUUCUAUAGAUGAAAUAUUUUUUUACUAAUCUAAGGGCUUUCUGUAUUGAAAGCCAAUGUAACCACGUCUCCCUUGGCUUACUGGGUAUCUCUCCCUCUAAGAAGGUGGUACCAAUAGCAGAUUUGCCUUUCAAAGCCGUGCUGAGAAUAAAUACACUUGACAUUCAAUUAUGUGUCUGACUGGGGGAAGAACUGGCAGGCCCCCACAGUUUGGAACCAUGUGAGGAGGGAGUUGUACAUUUCUUGUAAUCUAUAUGUAAAACUAGCUACAAAUUAGAAGCUUUUUCUAAACCUUUUAAAAUAUAUAUAUUUUAUAUAUAUAUUUAAAUUGAGAAACAAGAUUAUUCACUUUUUUUUUUCUGCAGCUUUAUCCUGUUGAUACCACAUGAACACUACAGUGAGGCUGGGAACAAGCCUGGGGUUAUGGAGUGUGAAUACAGUUUGGGAAGGGGUGGGGGAGACACUUCAGAGUGUUUGGGGAAUAGCCACACUCUUCAAAUCAAAUGGGAGAGGUGUUUACAGAAAUCAGACUGCUGCAGAUCAGUCUCUGGCCAUGUGAUUGAACAUUCCCACUAAGUAUCCCCUAACCUUGUGCUCUUGGCUAAUCAUUAACAGGGGAUAAGCUGGGUAUGUUAAGCCCUAGAGUAGCUGGGCUGCGGCUGAUGCUUCAGAGGCUUAGGUUCCCUAACCUCUUAAUGAGGGAGGCUGAUUUGAGCCAGGCCUGCUGACAUUCUGUGCAACCUUUGUCCCCCACUAUUUUGAGGCCAGGAGUUCAGUCCGCUUUAGUAGCUGACAACCUGGUUGUCCUGGUUUCUAUAGCUUUUCCUUUUGUUACUGAAGUUUUUCUGCUACUACUUGCUAAUUCUAGUCCUGUAGGCAAUGCUGGAGGAAUCUGAUUGGGGUUCUGACCUGUGGACAGUUUUUGUCCCUGGCCAGGACCUGAAGGGGCUAUGAGGGUCAGCUGGCAGUUUUCUUUCAGCCUUUGGGUGUUUGCGGUGGUAGGAUUUCGGGGAGGGGAUGAUUCUUUGCAGUGUUCUAUCUGAUUUGUUAAUGCAGAAAGUCUCUAGCAUUCUUUCUGCAGAUGGUAGAUGAGACUUCUUGUGGAAGGUUUAUGUGGUGAGGUGCUGGAAGUUUGCAUUGCUUUGCUGCCUUCUCUGCAUGUUGUUUCAGGGUUUCACUAGAACUACUGGAGACCUGAACAAGAAUGGUAUGUCUGGCCACCCAAAAUGAGGCCUCUGGAGCAGUCUUGCCUUGAGCCUCAUCUGCCACUAGAUCCUUUUGGGGAACACUCAUUGGAAACUACUUUAAGGCUUUCUCUUUACUGAAGACUUGAGUUCAGCUGUGCGUUUUCACAGUAACAUGCCCUGGGUUCACACAUCCACAUACAUCUUGCUGUACUGCCUGGUAAGGCAACCAUCACACUCUGAACAAUAGGCAGACCUGGAGUUAGCUUAUCCCAUGCAUUGCUAAACUGGGGUAAUGGCAGUGAAAACAUUUAGCCAUGGUCAAUCAGCGCAACUGAUAGAUGAUAGUCCUCCAAUCCCUUCCCACAAGCCCUGGGCAUCCUGUCCUGUGCACUAAUUGUGCACAUUAUCUUCAUAAAGAACAGUGGCUGAUGGUCUGAUUAUUAGGGCAAGCUGGAUCCUUUCCUUUGGCACCUGACCAACCAUACCAGCAUGGUUAAUGCCACCAGUGAAUUUCCCGGGCCUAGACCACUUACUCCUACAAUCGCCAGCGUGGGUAGACACCCUGUGAAUGUGAGAAUAGAACAAUGCAGUGAGUUGUGGCACUAUGAAUCUCAGAAUAGUGCCCACGUUAGCUGUAUUGCUUCUCACAGCCACAUAGAGCACCAGUGGGGGUGUGACACAGUGUGCUGACAUUGACAAUGUGUUUGUGCUUUAGUUGGUUAGGCUAGCAUGUGUUGACUGACCCAUGAUGGCUUACGCUGUGGUUAGUCAGCAGUGAAGACAAAGCCUAAAGGCGCAGGACUGUACUGUUAGUUACCAGUACCUCAGACCUACAAACCCAGUGCAAGCCAGAGCCAUUAGUGAGCAUAUCUAUGCGUUGUAAGCAGUCUGCUUUAGAGCUUCCUUUCAAGUUGUCCAGUUCAAACAGCAGCAUGUUAGUGCACUAACCCACUUGGGUGCCUGUUACAGCCUGUGGGCCAUGGGGUCUGUGCAUUGAUAUUGCACUCCUGGGAGCUAGGCAAUUAGGUGGCUUUUCUCACAAAUGUGUCUUGCCUUGACCCAUUGUAGCUCUAGGAGCGAGCUGCAGUCAGGCCUAGUGAGAGUCACUGGAAUUGCUGCUUCACUGGCUUUAAGAGAUGGAGUUUGUUGUAGCUGCUGCCUCUCCCUGCUGGACCCUUGCUGCACCGUCUCUCACUGGGAUACUCUCACAGAGCACUUACUGCACUUAGGGUGGACUGAGACCUGUCCCUUGGGGAGUUAAAUGCCCACUGAGAAGCAGACUCCAAGCCUCGCUGCUGCUGCCGCCUCUUCCUGGUGUCUGGAACCCGAACUUCAGCCAGACUCUCCAUUGCUCCACCCGGAGACGGCCACAGCAGGAAGUGACCAGUAAUGCUACAGCACGUCCCUGUACAGCUGCAUCGGGCAUAGGCGCAAAUGGUUUAUCUCUCGGUAUCUUCCCUGGCAGCUAAGCAUUUUGACAGCGUCAUCUGCCGGGGGCAGAACAGGCGGUGGUGCUUGUGUCCUGCCGCUGUCUCUGGCCCAUUCAGGGUUUGCUUUCCAUCUCCUCACUGCAGCAGCAAACGGCAGCUUUUGAGGUUCACGCUCGGUUGCUCAUAGGUGUUAAGAAAGCCAGUAUGGGAGACUUCCAGUGGAGCCAAAAGCAGCAGGGUUCAGCCUACUGUGAAGGUGGCACUCCAUUAAAAGGCAAAUCAGCCCUUCUCCUGUACAAGGGCAGAGUGGUGGAUCUAGUGAAUGGGAAUGGAUGAGGGCAAGGGGAGGAAGAAUCUGGCAGUUGAGCCUCUUAUGCCCUUUUCCAAACUUCUGACUAGCUCUGUCCAUAAAUAUUGUACUCCUGUAGCCUUGAGCAUUGCCCCUAGUGCUAGUGGGUAACCUGUAGUGAAGCGUCCAGCCCUCAUUCUGAUGUAGGGCCUGGUGGAGAAUUCCAUGUAUAGAAUCACUUUACAUAGUGUGGGUGGGGGACAGCUGUGUUCUGAGGUGCCCCUGUCCUUCUGGGUGCGUGCCUGAGAGAGUUAGCAGGUAGGGGAUGCAGGGCUGUAAGCACAAGGCCUGAUAUAGUAUGGUGCUGUGUGGUGUCUCUUCAUCCUUAUAGGCUAGUUGAGCUCAGGCCAAACUUAAUUAUUCCAUUCCUGGAUUCAACCACAAUUGUUCAUAGUGUCGAGCUGCUCAGUGCCACGAAGGAUUCUGUGCACUAUCGGCCUGUGGAGCCAGCAAGAGGCAAACCCAUUGCCUUUGUGUACACCUGCGUUCAGCAGCCUCCUUGAGGCACUCUGUGGAUCUGUGAUACCUUCAAGUGGCCCUAGUCUUACUGUCACUAACAACUCUGAAUAGCCAAAGCUUAUUGGAACCCUUCACUCUCCCCUUUGUCAGGUUGUCACUUCAUGCUACACUGUCUUUAAAUUAGCAAACAAACCAUCCUGACGAGAAACUAAAACAGAGGGUUCUGGAGACCGUGUAUCUUAUAAAUGAUGUGCAUACUAGAAGCAUGCAGCACUAAUCAGCUUUUCCAAAGGAGAUGCCUAGAAAGAUUUUAUUUAGGCCAUGAAUUCUUAUUUUUAAAUUUAGUUGCUUAUUUAUUGUCCUGCUCCAAGUGGUAUUGCCCUCAGAAGUCCCUGUGCAUUGCAGCGUGGACCUGGGGGGCGCUCAAAAGGCAAAGGCACUCAUACCAGUGUGAUGCAGUAGCUCUGAAAGGACUGUCUUGAGCCUUGUUGGUUUAUUUCUGAUCAAAAUAAAGUGAGAGUUUGGAUCCAUCAUUUAUAGUUGUGGGACAUGAGCAUGAGGGGGAUAGUUUGGGGUUCAGGUCUCUUCCCCCUACCCAAACUCUGUCUGAGGUAGGAAAAUGGAUUGGUGUUGUGAUUACAUUAAAAAGCUUGAUGAUGAUAAAUUAAAUCCUUGAUCCACUGUGUAAGGCUGUGUCUAUGUGGAUGGUACCAUGUUGAGUACAGACACUGCGCACCCCGCUGGCAUGAUAGCAGUGUGAAUGGUGAGAGAGAGUUUAGGCAACUAGAGUACCCUGAACGCCCAGGGUGUAUACCCUACAUGUUUCUACACACUGAAGCAGUGCCUCCCAUGUCUACAUUGCUGUUUUUAGCAGUGUAGUGUCCUGCUACCUCCCCACUGCAGGGAAAGGUUCUUGCGGGGAAAGGCUCUGGGAGCUCCCUAUUGCCAAAGCCUUUCAUGUGCCAUGUAGCCACAUGGGUAGUGCCUGUACUCUGCAUGCUGCUGUAAUCAUAGACGUAGCCUAAAAGAUGGAUUUCGUGGAGAGGUCUGUCCUUGUGAUAAUCCGUCAGUGCAUGGAACCCACUGCCACCCCUCCUCUCCACGUGCAGUAACACGUUCUGUGGGAAAAGGGAUCCCUCUCAAAGCACCAAGUCUACUUCACUCCCUGUGCCAGGGUACAUCCUAAGGGAAGAGGUUCUGCAUGGGACAGUCUGAUUUAGUCAUUGUGCUGACAGAAAUGGGUGGUGUCAGUGACUGACUGAUACACACCUUGGUGCUGAGGUGAAAGGAGGGAGCCCAGGUGUAUAAAAGGCCAAAAGGGUGAAGCAGCUCCUUGCAGAGCUGUGUUCAUGGUGGUCUUGCGAAGGCUAUUGACAGCAUGUUUCAUGGCAUGUAGCUUGGGGAUGUUUGCAGUCAGCUGAGUGCUGUAUGGUGAAGCACCAGCAGUGCCUAGAGGGGGAUUUAGAUGCUUGGAGGAUAAAUCAGUUUGGAAGGAGGCUUUUUCAUUAUCCUGCAGAGAUAGGAAAUGGUCCCAUGAUCUACUCUUUCCAGGACAGUAUUGUAGUCAUUCUCCACUCCUUCUGGACGAUGGCCCCAGCCUCUUUGCUCUCAUGGUGGGAUGCCUGCACCAACAUGUUAAGAGUGUCAGCCUGUUGCUCACAAGCAGGGUUUCUCUGUUGCUGGCACAGACCCCCCGUUCCCACAGCGUAGGCAGCACCGGCUGGCAUAGGUUCCCACACCUGCCCCAGCUGCACUCUCGUUCAGUCAUUUCUCAUGAAGUUUUUUACUUUUUAAAUCUCUGCUUUUUGUUUGCUCUCCUGGUGAUUUCCGAACUAUUACAGGCUCUGUUUCCAUCUGUGCUAGUGAGACUGUGUAGAAUGUGCUAGACUAGGGGGAAAGUUUGACAAAUAAAGAUCUGUAAUCCUUU
This is a messenger RNA of Chelonia mydas (Green sea turtle), 8050 nucleotides long. RefSeq names its product forkhead box O4 (gene FOXO4). The record is from RefSeq and is a predicted model, not a curated record. NCBI's taxonomy places the organism in Eukaryota, Metazoa, Chordata, Testudines, Cheloniidae. Gene Ontology annotation, cellular component: nucleus. Gene Ontology annotation, molecular function: RNA polymerase II cis-regulatory region sequence-specific DNA binding; DNA-binding transcription factor activity, RNA polymerase II-specific. Gene Ontology annotation, biological process: regulation of transcription by RNA polymerase II. Bases 103 to 1764 code for a protein of 553 amino acids. The transcript is spliced from 3 exons.